Molecule: messenger RNA, 4864 nt
Organism: Cataglyphis hispanica
Lineage: Eukaryota; Metazoa; Arthropoda; Insecta; Hymenoptera; Formicidae
Product: transmembrane protein 164
Exons: 7
Coding region: 185-1108 (307 amino acids)
Source: RefSeq, a predicted model, not a curated record
AAAUGAUUGACAGUUUAGCAGCGAGAUCGAUAAUUAAAGCCUCAUACUUGGAUAAGAGCUUUCAUUAACAUUUAACCUUAUUUGAUUUUAUCAACGUAAUUAUUGUGCAAUAAAAUUACUUUAUAACCGGUUUUUUUUUUUACGAUGUAUAAUAUAUUUCCAAAGGAGAAAUUAAUUUAAGACGAUGUUCGAGUGGGCAUACGAUGGUAUAAACAGCUCUAUACCGCGCAAUGUUGGUCCAGAAUGCGCGAAUUACCUGUCUCUGAAGCGAAAGAUAAUAGAAACACUAUUUAUAUCUAUAUUUAUUAUAUCCUGCAUUGUAUGGGGCCUCAAACAUGUAACAUUGCCAAAGAAAGUAGCCUAUGUCAAUCAGGACUAUGUAGGCAGACGAAUCUUGCUAAUUCUAAUGUCACUAGUCCUAGGAAUGGAGAUUGGUUUUAAGUUUACUAGCAGGACUGUCAUAUAUUUGUUAAAUCCGUGUCAUAUUACAACAGCGCUACAGUUGUAUCUGCUGGCUGCAGAUCCUAGUCCAACAGUCACUGCUAUCUUCAGGAUACAUUUGAAUCUAUUGAAUGGACCAGUAUUGGCAUAUUUGUUUCCAGAAACAGAAUCUAGAAUUAUAUUUGCAGAUAAAGCAAUGUAUUAUAUUCAACAUGGUUUGAUGCUAGUAAUACCAUAUUAUUUGUUGAAGAUUGGAGGUGUAUAUAAUAUUGAGCCUUUCUUUGAUAUGAGCUGGUCAGUCCUCAGUUAUGGCCUCAAUGCAGGAUAUCACUUUUGGAUUCUUCAAAGUGUUGCCUUGCCUGUACAGGUGAAUCUUAGUCACAUGUUGUGCGCAGCUGUUUUGGAUCCAUUUGAAGGUCAAAAUUAUCGAAUAUGGGCAGUAACUCAUCAAGCAAUAUUGUGCCCCACAUUAUCUAAACUCUUUAGUUGUGGAUCCAAUUUUUUCUUAACCAAAUUUUCACUAACUAAAGUUAAGUCAACAUUAGAAUCAACAUUAGAAUCAACAUUAGAAUGUACAAUUUCAAAGAAGAAUUGUACAAAGGAACAGAAUGAGAAAUUACAUGAAGACUCUAAUACCUCAGGAAAUGGCCAUACACAUUUUGAUUAAUUUGAUGGCGGGAAUUGUUAUAUCAAAGGUAUAUGACACUUCGUCUUGAUCGAAUUAACGCAUUUAAUUAUAUCUGUUAUGCAAUUUUUAAACAUCAUCUAUAGGAAAGUCGAUAAAAAAGGGAGAAAAUUAGAUUGUAUAAGUUUAACUUUUCAUUAUACACUAAACACAUAACGCGAUGAUUAAUAUAUUCCCAUUAUACAUUUUUUUUUAUUGAAUUUAAACUCAAGAAAACUUAAUACAGAAAAAAAUACUAAACAAAUAACUUGAUACAAUUGUUGAUCAUAUUGGUUUCAUUAGUCUAUCAGAUACUGAUCGAUAAAUAGUCAAUUUGAAAUAUGAAUUUCUGUCCAAAUGCUUAUCAUGCCUAGUGCUGUGCAUAGAUUAAGAAUCUCAGAGAUAGUGUGAGGCUUAAGCUGACAUCCAAUAAUAGUUAAUCAUACAUAGGCAAUCUUAUAAUUACAUUAUAUAUCUUUUACUAAGUAAAAAUACAUUAUAAAUGAACCAUCUCAUGCAUUUUUACAUUCACUUUUGCUGUGUGAAAUAAAAAUGAAAAUAUUCAAAUAACGAAACUGCAAUAUUAUAUCUACAUAAUAUAACAGGUAGGCAAAAGUUUGAGAUUUUAUGGUGAAUUUUCUUAAUAAUAUAAUUCGAAAUGCAUUAAGAUAGCUUAAUAUCUGCUCUGAAAACACAUGAUGAUAAUAAGUAAACAGAAAAAAUUUUGUUUAAAUUUAUUAAUAAUCUAAUUAUUUAUAUUCAUGUGUUGUAUUAUUAAUAUUAUAUUAAUCAUUAUUUAAAGAAUAUAAGACUAAUUUUUAUUUUUGCUUCUUUUUUUCAAUCAUAAUUUCUACAAGUAUUUUUGAAAAUUAUAAUUUUAAUUGUAUUUCAUAUUGAGAUAAACACUGUUUAAAUACAUAUUGUCUAAAUUAUAAAAAAAUUUGCAUGAAUGUAUUGAGCAUGAAGAUUUAUAACUAAUACUGCCUAUAAGGAAGACAAAUUGUGAAAUCUUCUUUUGCAGUUUAAAAAUAUAUAUAUGAUGUAGCCACAUAAUAUUUUGACAACAAAAAUUGUCUUUUAUGUUUGAUUAAUAAUAAUCCAGAAGCUCCAUAAAGAGCUGACAAAACAAUUUAUGUAGCACAUAUUCAAUGCUUUUAUUUUAAUAAAAGCAUAAUUCUAUUUGCGAAACUGGUCAUGUAUAUAAAAAUAUUUUUAUAUGACAGUUCCUACGAUUUAAUCCUUUACUAUACGCGUUCUCAUAUAUAGAAAUAUAUUUGCACUAAUGUAAUAUAGUGAGAAAAUUUUAAAAGAUAUACUUUUUAUAGUAUGUAUGGUAUAUUAUGCAAUAAAGAAAGUAGGAAUAAAGUACAGAUAUAAAAUGAAAAUACAUAGUUACGCUACUUAACACGACUUCGUAUUUAAAAACUGUAUAACACGUGCAAAUUAUAAAUUAAUCCUUUAAAAUAAACAGAAAUUGUAACUAUUUUGAAUAAUGCUUUUACACACACAUGUAAAUGUGGAAUAUAUAUUAUCUAUAUUUUAUAUGUUUUCAAAUGAAACAUCUUUCAUAUAUGAAAUGAUUGUGAUGAUCAUAUAUGAAUAUUUGUAUAAUAGUCAGUUUUGAAAACAUUGCCGCAGAUAUGGAAACGGCCUAUGUUUAUUAAUCGUAUAGAAUUAGAUAAAAAUGAGUAAAGUUCCAUAAUUUCAGUAAGCUGCCAUACAAGAAAUAACUUUAUUUUUCGACGAGUGUAGCUAGAUAUAGUAUAGAAUUUAUGUUACGGUAUUAAAAAUGAUAUUGAUAAUAAUAAUGUUAACAAUGCUAUAGUAUUACUUAUGAUAUGAAGACAAUUAACAUGGCGCUCUUGUAAUCUAAAUAUAAGAGUUUGAUUAUAUAGAAAUCUUUUUAGGAUAUAACAUAAUAAAAUAUAUCACAAAUAAUAUUAAUUUUUGACCUAAAGAGAAAAUCAUAAUUCUUGCACGAGAAUGUUCCAAUUUUUGCAUUGUACACUAGUAUUGCAUUGUAUACUAGUAUCUAGUAUCUCACAAAUUAAACUACAACAGUAAGAUUAUUUUUGAGACAUAAUAUUAUAUAAAAGUAUUCUCUUAUAUUAAUUUAUUUGUAUUUUGUAUUGAAAUUGUUUAUAUAUGUGAAUGAUUGUUUCAAAGAAAAGAUUGUCAUUGUGAACGUUAAUAUUUAGAUUAAUGCAAUUGAUUAGUAGAUUGCAAAUAUUUUAAAUGAGAAAAUUUGUGCAUGUAAAUUAUAUCAAAUUUUCAAAAAGCAAUAUAAUGUACUAUUAUUAUUUAAUAAUAUUAUUUAAUAAUAUUUUUUAUUUGUUAUGAAAAGCUAGAGUAAUACACUUUUUAUAUAAUUGCUAUAUAACGAAUGCGAAGAUAUUGCAGAUAAUAUAAAAAGAAUUAUCUUCAAUUAUCUUCAAAAACUUUAUAUUGCAAAAUAUAAUAUUAUCCAAUGCUUGUGAAACCUAUUAUUAUAAUGAUAGAAAAAAAAUUUGCAUACAUGAAAAAAAAGUACAUAUAGAGUUGGAAUGAAGAUAAUUAACCAGUUCAUAUAUUUACAUAAAUAAAUAUAUUUUGUUAACAUUCCAUUUUUUAGGACAUAGCCAUUUGCUAUUAAUAUUCCAUUAUUUUAUAAUUUUUUUAUUUAAUUAAUGAUAUAUUUGAAACUUAAUUUUUUGUUUGACUUGUUUAUAUCCAAUAUGUAAGAUUUAUUUAACUAAUUUAUAUUAAAAUGAAUAGUGUAUUUUGUGAGAAAAAUGUCCAUUGCACACACUUAUUAAAAGAUGUCUCAUUUGUGUAUAGGUUUUCUUAAUACAAUUAUUGUACAUCAAAUAAGCAUAAUAGGGAAUUAAAUUAAUGGAAAGCUAUAAUGUUUUAUAUAUAUAAUCAUUAAUUUCAUACCAAAAGAUUAAUUCCUUAGAUAAGAUGAAUCACAUAGAUAUAUGAUAUAUUGCCAAUGAUAAUUCUUAUUAGAUAUUACUACUUAGAAGUUAAAAAAUGUGAUUGUGUAUUCUUUUACUUAAUGAAUUUCUAAUGUGUUUGAUAUGAUGGCAAUAUUCUUUUAAAAGUCAAGCAAUAUUUUCCUAACGCGCGAUAAAAUAAAUUUGCAGUUUCGUUGUUUGUAUAUAGUUAUUUUAAGAAUAAUUCUAUAUAACAAUAACAAUAUAUAGUUGCAUUCCGUUUCAAGCAUGAUGCAUCAUUUAUUUCUGUUUAACAUUCACAUUAACAUAUGAAAAAAAAAAAUAAAUGAGACGAUGCAUUAUGCGCACCAUGCAUGAAACGAAACGCACACUAUGUAAUAUGCAGCGCGUACGUAUACGUACACAGAAUAUCUCACAUAAGCAUUUAAUUCCUUUUAUUUUUUAAAUUAAAAGAGAUAGAUAAAAAAUAUAUAAACAAAUAUAACAAUGUAUUUUGACAAUUAUUUUAUAAAUUAUUGUAUAAGUUUUGUGAUUUGUGUGAAAUUAGCAGGUAAUUUCUUUUAUCUUUUCAUUUUCGCAGUGUUAGUCUACUUUCAAUUCCUACAUUAAUUUUGUAAUUGAUGAUGAUUGAGUGUUAAGUUACUAAUGUAGUAAUCGAAAAUUAGACUGUGGGAUAUUUUGUGCAUAUGUAUUAUUAUAUAUUCAUUAUACGUUCAAAUUUUCGAAUGUCUGCUGCGAGCGCACUUAUUUAUUGAUAUUGUAAUUUAGAUUGUAUUUCUUGCAAUUAUGAUCGAGAAUAAAUUUCCCGUCAGUUUCAGCCUCA